This is a messenger RNA of Cicer arietinum (chickpea), 1307 nucleotides long. RefSeq names its product ribonucleoside-diphosphate reductase small chain. NCBI's taxonomy places the organism in Eukaryota, Viridiplantae, Streptophyta, Magnoliopsida, Fabales, Fabaceae. The record is from RefSeq and is a predicted model, not a curated record. Gene Ontology annotation, biological process: deoxyribonucleotide biosynthetic process. Gene Ontology annotation, molecular function: oxidoreductase activity.
UUAUCCCUCCUGACUUCUCAACCUCAAAAAACCCUUAUCAACAACGAUAACAAAAAACCUCUUUUCUCAAAAACCUUCCAAUUUCCUUUUUUCCAAAUUCCAAAAAUCAAACAAUGCCUUCUCUCCCAGAAGAGCCACUUCUUGCUCCAAACCCAGACCGUUUUUGUAUGUUCCCAAUUGAAUACCCUAAAAUUUGGGAAAUGUACAAAAAAGCCGAAGCCUCAUUCUGGACCGCCGAAGAAGUUGAUUUAUCACAAGAUCUUCAACAUUGGAACAAUUUAACUGACGGCGAACGACACUUUGUAUCCCACGUUCUUGCAUUUUUCGCCGCAUCCGACGGCAUCGUUUUAGAGAAUCUUGCUGGAAGAUUCAUGAAAGAAGUUCAAGUUUCAGAGGCGCGUGCUUUUUACGGUUUUCAAAUCGCGAUUGAGAAUAUACAUUCUGAAAUGUAUAGUCUCCUUCUUGAAACGUAUAUAAGCGAUUCGGUUGAGAAGAAUCGUUUGUUUCAUGCUAUUGAGACGAUUCCUUGUAUUCGUAAGAAAGCGGAUUGGGCUUUGAAAUGGAUCGAUUCGUCGGAUUCGUUUGCUGAAAGAAUCGUUGCUUUUGCUUGCGUUGAAGGUAUUUUUUUCUCUGGUAGUUUCUGUGCAAUUUUUUGGCUUAAAAAACGUGGUUUAAUGCCUGGUUUAACUUUUUCAAACGAGCUUAUUUCGCGUGACGAAGGACUUCAUUGUGAUUUUGCUUGUUUGCUUUAUUCACUAUUGAGGAAUAAACUGAGUGAGGAGCGAGUGAAGAAGAUUGUGAGUGAUGCGGUUGAGAUUGAGAGGGAGUUUGUUUGUGACGCGCUUCCGUGCGCGUUGGUCGGGAUGAAUGGUGAUUUGAUGAGCCAGUAUAUUGAGUUCGUUGCCGAUAGGUUGUUGGGUGAGCUUGGUUGUGGGAAAGUUUAUAAUGUUCAGAAUCCUUUUGAUUGGAUGGAGUUGAUUUCUCUUCAAGGGAAGACUAACUUUUUUGAGAAGCGCGUUGGGGAAUAUCAGAAAGCUUCUGUUAUGAAUAGUUUGACUGCAAAUGGUGGUGCUCAUGUUUUCAAGUUGGAUGAGGAUUUUUAGAUCAAGAAAUCAGGGUUUUGCACUAAUAUUGCUAUUCCGGAUAUAUUUUCAUCUUGUUUAAUUAAUAAUAAUAUUAGGGUUAUUUUCCUGUCACCAAUUUAUCGUCUUGUUACUUUGCAUUUUAUUUUUUUGUUUUAUGAUAACGUUCCUUGUAAAAAACCCGCUUACAAAGUUUAAUGGAUGCUUGUUCUUCUUAUUUAUAAU